This is a messenger RNA of Lepus europaeus (European hare), 5828 nucleotides long. It is a transcript of the gene PIK3C2B, whose product is annotated as phosphatidylinositol-4-phosphate 3-kinase catalytic subunit type 2 beta. The record is from RefSeq and is a predicted model, not a curated record. The transcript is spliced from 33 exons. The coding region runs from base 272 to 5173 and encodes 1633 amino acids. Lineage: Eukaryota; Metazoa; Chordata; Mammalia; Lagomorpha; Leporidae. Gene Ontology annotation, biological process: cell migration; phosphatidylinositol 3-kinase/protein kinase B signal transduction; phosphatidylinositol-3-phosphate biosynthetic process. Gene Ontology annotation, cellular component: plasma membrane; phosphatidylinositol 3-kinase complex; cytoplasm. Gene Ontology annotation, molecular function: phosphatidylinositol binding; 1-phosphatidylinositol-4-phosphate 3-kinase activity; 1-phosphatidylinositol-3-kinase activity.
GCCCGGAGUAGCCUGACGGCGGGCUCGCGCGCGCGCUCGGCCGGCCCCUGCGCCCCGCGAAGCCACUCUCCCUGCCCGGGGAGCCGGCGGGAAGCGGCGCGCGGCUGUAAGGGACGCCCGGAGCCCACGUCGCCGAGCACACGACCCGUCGGGUCUGGCCGCGGAGCCCGCCGCCGAGCGCAGGUGCCCAGACACCAUGCCACAACCCCGCAGACCUGGCACCGGCAGGAAGUAGAAGGCGUCCUCGUCUCCUGUGCCCCCCGUCCUCACCAUGUCUUCGACUCAGGGCGAUGGGGAGCACUGGAAGUCCCUGGAGUCGGUGGGCAUCAGCCGGAAGGAGCUGGCGAUGGCCGAAGCCCUGCAGAUGGAGUAUGAUGCCCUGUCCCGGCUCCGGCACGACAAGGAGGAGAGCAAGGCCAAGCAGAGCGCAGACCGCUCGCUCAUCAGCUGGGACGAGCCUGCCUUGGACUUCUACAGUAAGCCCACAGGAAGGCGCAGUGACCUCAAGCUCUUCCGCGGUCUCUCUGGCUCUGAUCCUACCCUCAAUUACAACUCGCUCUCCCCACAGGAAGGGCUGCCUGGCCACCCUGCCUCCCAGGGCCCCCAGCCUGGCCCGGAUCCCUGGCCCAAGGGCUCCCUGUCUGGAGACUAUCUCUAUAUUUUUGAUGGUUCUGAUGGGGGCCUUUCCUUGUCCCCAGGACCAGCAGACGUAGAUGGCUCCUGCAAGAAACUGUCCCCACCCCCUCUGCCCCCCCGGGUCUCUAUCUGGGACGCCCCUCCUCUGCCUCCCAGAAAGGGGUCCCCUUCACCCUCCAAGACCUCCCAGCCCAAUGACAUCAACACGUUUUCCUUGGUUGAACAGCCGCCAGGCAAGCUGCUAGGUCCUCAGAUCCUGAAAGAGGACGAGCCGCCAGCAGGCGGGGGUCAGGGGUGCCUCCUGGGGCCUGUGGACUAUGACGGCAUCAAUGACGCCAUUACGAGGCUCAACCUGAAGUCAACCUAUGACGCAGAGCUGUUGCGCGAUGCCACCCGGGACUGGAAGGAGGGCCGAGGGCCUCUGGACUUUGGCAAGGACACCCCUGGGAAACCCGUGGCCCGGAGCAAGACUAUGCCCCCGCAGGUGCCCCCACGUACCUAUGCCUCCCGCUACGCCAACCGAAAGAAUGCCACGCCUGGCAAGAACCGCCGGAUUUCCGCUGCUCCGGUGGGCUCCCGGCCCCACGCUGUUGCCAAUGGCCACGAGUUGUUUGAGGUCUCAGAGGAGAGAGACGAGGAGGUUGCCGCAUUUUGCCACAUGCUGGAUGUCCUGCGGUCCGGCUGCGACAUCCAGGACUACUCCCUCACCGGCUACGUCUGGAGUGCCGUCACCCCGAGCCCAGAGCACCUGGGGGACGAGGUCAACCUGAAGGUGACCGUGCUGUGUGACAGCCUUCGGGAGCCGCUCACUUUCACCUGCAACUGUUCCUCCACCGUGGACCUGCUCAUUUACCAGACCCUGUGCUACACCCAUGAUGAGCUGAGGGAAGUGGACGUGGGAGACUUUGUGCUGAAGCCCUGCGGGCUGGAGGAGUUCCUGCAGAACAAGCAUGCCCUGGGCAGCCAUGAGUACAUUCAGUACUGCCGCAAGUUUGACGUUGACAUCCGGUUACAGCUGAUGGAGCAGAAGGCCGUACGCAGCGACCUGGCCCGGACGGUGAACGAUGACCAGAGCCCAUCCACCUUGAACUACCUCGUCCAUCUACAAGAGAGGCCAGUCAAACAGACCAUCAGCAGGCAGGCCCUGAGUCUUCUGUUCGACACCUACCACAACGAGGUGGAUGCUUUUCUGCUGGCUGAUGGGGACUUCCCGCUGAAGGCCGACCGGGUGGUCCAGUCCGUCAAGGCCAUCUGCAACGCCCUGGCUGCCGUGGAAACGCCUGAGAUCACCAGCGCCCUCAACCAGCUGCCCCCCUGCCCUUCCCGCAUGCAGCCGACGAUCCAGAAGGACCCCAGCGUCUUGGCUGUACGGGAAAACCGAGAGAAGGUCGUGGAAGCCCUGACGGCCGCCAUCCUGGACCUGGUGGAGCUGUACUGCAACACGUUCAACGCGGACUUCCAGACGGUGGCGCCCGGGAGCCGCAAGCACGCCCUGGUGCAGGAGGCCUGCCAUUUCUCCGGGGCCCUGGCCUUCACGGUCUACGCCACCCACCGCAUCCCCAUCACCUGGGUCGCCAGCUAUGAAGAUUUCUACCUCUCCUGCUCCCUCAGCCACGGCGGCAAGGAGCUGUGCAGCCCGCUGCAGACCCGAAGGGCUCACUUCUCCAAGUACCUGUUCCACCUCAUCGUCUGGGACCAGCAGAUCUGCUUCCCAGUGCAGGUGAACCGGCUGCCUCGGGAGACCCUGCUGUGUGCCACUCUCUAUGCACUGCCCAUCCCCCCACCCGGGAGCUCCUCGGAGGCCAAUAAGCAGCGACGGGUGCCCGAAGCCCUGGGCUGGGUCACCACCCCGCUCUUCAACUUCAGGCAGGUCCUGACCUGUGGCCGGAAGCUUCUGGGCUUGUGGCCAGCGACACAGGAGAACCCCAGCGCCCGUUGGAGCGCUCCUAACUUCCACCAGCCGGACAGCGUCAUCCUGCAGAUUGACUUCCCCACCUCGGCCUUUGACAUCAAGUUCACCAGCCCCCCUGGAGACGAGUUCAGCCCCCGCUAUGAGUUUGGGAGCCUCCGGGAGGAAGACCAGCGGAAGCUCCAGGACAUCAUGCGCAAGGAGUCCCUGUACUGGCUCACGGAGGCCGACAGGAAGCGCUUGUGGGAGAAGCGCUAUUACUGCCACUCGGAGGUGAGCUCCCUCCCCCUGGUGCUCGCCAGCGCCCCCAGCUGGGAGUGGGCCUGCCUGCCGGACGUCUAUGCCCUCCUGAAGCAGUGGACGCCCAUGAACCACCAGGAUGCCCUGGGGCUCCUGCAUGCCACCUUUCCGGACCAGGAGGUACGCCGCAUGGCUGUGCAGUGGAUCGGCUCGCUCGCCGACGCCGAGCUGCUCGACUACUUGCCCCAGCUGGUGCAGGCCCUGAAGUACGAGUGCUACCUGGACAGCCCCUUGGUGCGCUUCCUCCUGAAACGGGCCGUGUCGGACCUGCGAGUCACUCACUACUUCUUCUGGUUGCUGAAAGACGGCCUCAAGGACUCCCAGUUCAGCAUCCGGUACCAGUACCUGCUGGCAGCCUUGCUGUGCUGCUGUGGCAAAGGGCUACGCGAGGAGUUCAACCGCCAGUGCUGGCUCGUCAACACCCUGGCUAAACUGGCUCAGAACAUCCGGGAGACCGCCCCGUCCGCACGGCAGGGGAUCCUCCGCACCGGCCUGGAGGAGGUGAGACAGUUCUUCGCCCUCAAUGGCUCGUGCCGCCUGCCGCUCAGCCCCAGUCUGCUGGUGAAGGGAAUCGUGCCCAGAGACUGCUCCUACUUCAACUCCAACGCGGUCCCCCUCAAGCUCUCCUUCCAGAAUGUGGAUCCGCUGGGUGAGAACAUCCGUGUCAUCUUCAAGUGCGGGGACGACCUCCGCCAGGACAUGCUCACCCUGCAGAUGAUCCGCAUCAUGAGCAAGAUCUGGGUGCAGGAGGGGCUGGACAUGCGCAUGGUCAUCUUCCGCUGCUUCUCCACCGGCCGGGGCAGAGGGAUGGUGGAGAUGAUCCCCAACGCCGAGACCCUGCGGAAGAUCCAGGUGGAGCACGGGGUGACCGGCUCCUUCAAGGACCGGCCCCUGGCCGACUGGCUGCAGAAGCACAACCCCGGGGAGGACGAGUACGAGAAGGCCGUGGAGAACUUUAUCUACUCCUGUGCCGGCUGCUGCGUGGCCACCUACGUCCUGGGCAUCUGUGACCGACACAACGACAACAUCAUGCUGAAGACCACGGGCCACAUGUUCCACAUCGACUUCGGCCGCUUCCUGGGCCACGCCCAGAUGUUCGGCAACAUCAAGCGGGACCGUGCCCCCUUUGUCUUCACUUCGGACAUGGCGUAUGUCAUCAACGGGGGUGACAAGCCUUCCAGCCGCUUCCACGAUUUUGUGGACCUUUGCUGCCAAGCCUACAACCUCAUCCGCAAGCACACCCACCUCUUCCUCAACCUGCUGGGCCUGAUGUUGUCCUGUGGGAUCCCUGAGCUCUCAGACCUGGAGGACCUCAAGUACGUGUACGACGCCCUGAGGCCUCAGGACACGGAGGCCAACGCCACGACCUACUUCACCAGGUUGAUUGAGUCGAGCCUGGGCAGUGUGGCCACAAAGCUCAAUUUUUUCAUCCAUAACCUGGCUCAGAUGAAGUUCACGGGCUCGGAUGACCGCCUGACCCUUUCCUUUGCCCCCCGAACACACACCGUCAAGAGCUCUGGCCGCAUCAGUGACGUUUUUCUCUGUCGCCAUGAGAAAGUCUUCCACCCCAACAAGGGCUAUAUAUACGUGGUGAAGGUGAUGCGAGAGAGCGCCCACGAGGCCACCUACAUCCAGCGCACGUUUGAGGAGUUCCAGGAGCUGCACAACAAGCUGCGGCUGCUCUUUCCUUCUUCCCUCCUGCCCAGCUUCCCCAGCCGCUUCGUGAUUGGCCGCUCCCGGGGCGAGGCGGUGGCCGAGCGGCGCAAGGAGGAGCUGAACGGCUACAUCUGGCACCUGAUCCACGCUGCCCCCGAGGUGGCCGAGAGUGAUCUGGUCUACACCUUCUUCCACCCGCUGCCCCGGGAUGAGAAGGCUGCAGGCACCAGCGCGGCUCCCAAGUCCUCAGAUGGCACGUGGGCCCGGCCCGUCGGGAAGGUGGGAGGAGAGGUGAAGCUGUCCAUCUCCUACAAAAACAACAAGCUCUUCAUCAUGGUGAUGCACAUUCGUGGCCUGCAACUGCUCCAGGAUGGGAAUGACCCUGACCCCUACGUGAAGAUAUACCUCCUUCCCGACCCUCAGAAAACCACCAAGAGGAAAACCAAAGUGGCCCGGAAAACCUGCAACCCCACCUACAAUGAGAUGCUGGUGUACGACGGGAUCCCCAAGGGAGACCUGCAGCAGCGGGAGCUCCAGCUGAGCGUGCUGAGCGAGCAGGGCUUCUGGGAGAACGUGCUGCUCGGCGAGGUGCACAUCCGCCUGCGGGAGCUCGACCUGGCCCAGGAGAAGACCGGCUGGUUCGCGCUGGGAUCUCGGAGCCCGGGGACCUGAGGAGCCCGGCACCCUGCCUGGGGGACAGGAGACUCCCCGGCGCAGCUCCUCCUCCCGCCCCACGAGGGCGCGGGGCCCUGGGCUGGUGUGCCCUGGGCCAGGGAGGGCCCGGCUCUGCUGCCCCUACCUCUGCAGAGCCCACGGGGUGCAGCAGUGAGGGGCAGCGUUGUUUUAAGUUUACCUUGUGUCAAGGGAGCAAUGCCUGGUGUGGGUGUGUGCGGGUGGGCUGGAUGACGUCACGUUUGCGGAGGGAGGGGUGAAUAGCUUUUAUUUUUAUUUUUAAAGAAUGAAAUGGUAACGUGGUCCUGACUGGGACAGGAAGCCUCGCAGGAAGGGCCGUGGCCGUCCGUGGCCGUCCGUGGCAGCAGGCGAGGAAGGCCUUUGGACGUUUUGUAUGGCUAAGGUUCUUACUGGACUUUUCUCCAGGUUUCUGCUUUCUGUUUUUCUAGCUCCAGGAAUGAUGUGGGGAGGGGCCCAGUGGGUCCUCAGCCGGAGCCUCCCGUCUCCAAGGGCAGGUCGCAGAGGGCGGGAGGGCUGCCCGUGCCAGACUGACGCCGGCAGUCGCUGGGCCUUUGUGAUUUUGCCUCCAAAGGAGAGCAGUGCCAUCCCUGUGUGUAAGGGAGGGAGGGCCUUCCUCGCGGGGGGGGGGGGGGGG